This is a messenger RNA of Clarias gariepinus (North African catfish), 3665 nucleotides long. It is a transcript of the gene ezra, whose product is annotated as ezrin a. The transcript is spliced from 13 exons. Gene Ontology annotation, molecular function: cell adhesion molecule binding; actin binding. The record is from RefSeq and is a predicted model, not a curated record. Gene Ontology annotation, cellular component: microvillus; filopodium; plasma membrane. Gene Ontology annotation, biological process: regulation of organelle assembly; positive regulation of early endosome to late endosome transport; regulation of cell shape. The coding region runs from base 340 to 2103 and encodes 587 amino acids. Lineage: Eukaryota; Metazoa; Chordata; Actinopteri; Siluriformes; Clariidae.
UCGCAGGAGGUCGACAAACACUCUUUUCUUUUCGGUCAGGGAACAAAGGUCGCGUUUCUCAAGGUGCUGCAGAAGUCGCCAAUAGUGUGUUAAAGUGGAGACUUGGCACUCUUUAACUUGGAACGCGCUCAGACUUUAUCGUGGCCAUUAUCGGGGCGAGGCUCUGACACCAUCUAUUGACAAUGAGUCAGAAAUGAACCUCAACCCGAGCGCUUUUCGCUUUCUGAGCUCAGACUGCUCCGCGCGCGCGCACGCUCAACCAGCAACAGCUAAAGCCGGUUCUGUGUGAGCUAACCUUUAUUUUUCCUCUAAGCAGAUACACACACAACAGGACGGACCAUGCCUAAACCAGUCAACGUCCGCGUCACUACAAUGGACGCCGAGCUGGAAUUUGCCAUCCAGUCUGUCACCACAGGCAAACAACUCUUUGAGCAGGUCGUCAAAACAGUGGGCUUGCGUGAAGUGUGGUACUUUGGCCUGCAGUAUAUGGACAACAAAGGAUAUCUUACCUGGCUGAAACUGGAGAAAAAGGUGUUAUCUCAAGAUGUAAAGAGAGAGACCCCGCUACAGUUUAUGUUCCGGGCUAAGUACUUCCCUGAGGAUGUGGACAAUGAGUUGAUCCAGGACAUCACACGCAAACUAUUCUUCCUUCAGGUGAAAGAUGACAUCUUGAGUGAUAAUGUCUACUGCCCUCCGGAGACAGCCGUGCUACUGGCGUCCUAUUCCGUACAGGCCAAGCAUGGAGAUUUCACCAAGGAGAGCCACAAGUCUGGCUAUCUUACAUCAGAGCGCUUGCUACCCCAAAGAGUGCUUGAGCAGCACAAACUCUCUAAAGGUCAAUGGGAGGAAAGGAUCCAGGUUUGGCAUGAGGAGCACAGUGGCAUGUUAAAGGAAGAUGCUAUGCUGGAGUACUUAAAAAUUGCACAAGAUUUGGAAAUGUAUGGAGUUAACUACUUUGACAUCAAGAACAAAAAAGGAACAGAGCUAUGGCUGGGUGUGGAUGCUCUUGGACUGAACAUCUAUGAGAAGGAAGACAAAUUGACACCAAAGAUUGGAUUCCCUUGGAGUGAAAUAAGGAACAUAUCUUUCAAUGACAAGAAGUUUGUCAUCAAACCAAUUGACAAAAAGGCUCCAGAUUUUGUGUUCUACGCUCCUCGCCUGCGCAUCAACAAGCGCAUCCUGUUGCUGUGCAUGGGGAACCAUGAGCUGUACAUGCAGCGCAGGAAGCCUGACACCAUUGAGGUCCAACAAAUGAAGGCACAGGCCAGGGAGGAGAAACACCAGAAGCAGAUGGAGAGAGCCCUGCUUGAAACUGAGAAGAAAAAGAGAGAAAACAUUGAGAAAGAAAAGGAGCAGAUGGAAAGAGAGAAGCGAGAAAUGAUGUUGAGGCUUUCCCAGUUCGAGGAGAAGGCCAAGAAAGCAGAGAAAGACCUGCAGAUGCAACUGGACAGAGCAGUGCGGCUGGAGGACGAGAGGCGAAAGGUAGAGCAGGAGGCUGCUCGUCUGGAGGCUGAGAGACAGGCGGCUCUGCUGGCUAAAGAAGAGCUGGCCAGACAGGCUGAGAACCAGAUGAAGAACCAGGAGCAGCUGGCUGCAGAACUUGCUGAGUACACUGCAAAGAUCACCCUGCUGGAGGAUGCCAGAAGAGCCAAGGAGCAAGAGGCUAACCAAUGGCAGAACAGGGCUAAGGAGGCACAAAAUGACCUGGUGAAAACUCGUGAGGAGCUGCACUUGAUGAUGGCUGCCCCAGUUCCACCACCACCACCACCGCCUAUGGUCAUUGCAGAUGAAGUCCAUGUGGAGGACCAUGAUUACCACGAUGAGAACAUGAGAAGCUACAGUGCUGAGUUCCUGGUUGAGGGAAUUCGGAACAACCGCAAUGAGGAGGAUCGUCUAACUGAGGCUGAGAAAAAUGAGCGUGUGCAGAGGCAGCUUAUGGCCCUGAGCUCUGAGCUGGCAGACGCGCGGGAUGAUACCAAGAAGACUCAAAAUGACAUCCUGCACAUGGAGAACAUGCGUGCUGGGAGAGACAAGUACAAGACCCUGCGUCAGAUCCGUAUGGGCAACACCAAGCAGAGAAUAGAUGAGUUUGAAGCCUUGUAGAGACUGAUAUAAUCUCUGAAUAACCUCAACUAAAACAAAACAUUCUGCUAGCUCACCAAUGCUCUCACUUUCCAUUUGGUGUCCAAGUACCUGUUAUUUAGCCUUUCUUACUUUUAUUUAAUCAUGGUAGGUUUAUUGGACAGAAUUGUAUUUUUAUAGAUUUCUAUUCUUGGAUAAGGUGUUAUGAAGUGGAGCAACUUGGGAUCAAGACCUUACUGAUGGGCACAAUGAUCAUGGUUACAGGAGGUCUUAGUUUCCAACCAGCUCACAUGCCAGUUUUGAGCCCUAAUCCACUGAAAUGCAUCUCACAAUAUACUUACCACAUUAUGUUCACCAUAAAUACAUCUAGUAACUGUUAACCGCUACUUUUUUUAGGGUUAGGACACUAGGCCAGAGUCCUUCUGCCAAGAACAUAUUUAUACUAAUUGUGCCAUAACUUCUUAAAACAGAAUAAUUUUAAAGUUCCCAUCCUUUUUGUUGUUCUUUCUUUCGUAAAAUAGUGCUGAUAGACAGAGAUUUAUGGGGAAAACGUCAAGCUGUAAGAUUAGACUUCCUGUUUAAGAGACCGAAUGCAUUCAAUUUUAGCUCUGUAUAUAUUGUUGGAAUAGAAAGGAACAAAAUGGGAAUGGAAUUCAUUUUUGUUUAUGUUUUUGGACUUUGUUUGCCAAUUUAAGUUCUUCACACUACCUUUGAUUUUGAUAAAUUUUAAUAAUAAAUCACAACACAUCUAGUUGCUGUGCAUAUAUUUCUAUGUAAGAUUUUAAUAUAAAUAGAAACAAUUAGAAUUGUAUCUAAUUUUUAAAUCCUGAAAUGCCAUACUGGUAUGGGGUUGAAUUCAGCAUGCCAUUCAAACAAACCUAAACACGCAUUACUACCACAUCAGUGUCAAAUGUUCAGUGUUUGAUGUGGGCCAAGUACAGUUUAUAAAAUAAAAUAAAAAGAACCACAAUCUAGUCCAUGCUCCAUUUUUAAAGAAGUAAUAACACAAGCCAUAUGUUUUUUAACCCAAUAGCUAUUUAAAAACCUUUCCGUUUAAGAAAAAAAAAAACCUGGUUUGUCUGUGGUAAAUCAGUGACUAAUUUAUUAGUCCACUUGUUCCGCUGUAAGCUGAAGAAGGAUUGGAGUUAAAAGGUGGAUUGUUUGAUGGAAUAUUUACUCACUGACCACAUUGCUAAUUGUGUUGCUAGACAACAACUUAAAAUGCUUGGAAACCAUAUCAUGUUUAAAUAUAUGCUUGGGUAAUGAUUGGAACUGUACAUUGUAGUGAGUUACAUGGAAGUAACAUUCCAGAGACACAUUAAAGUUGAGCCCCAUUAUUUACAGUAAAAAAAGAAACACAAACAGAAAAUAAACUAGUAAAUAUCUAAUUUGCUAUAAAAGUUUUCUGCAUUCAUUAUUUGUUAUAAGAAAUAUCAAAAUUUGAAUAGACAUCAGUCUACCAGUUGCCUAAACAAAUUUGAGUUGGUCAAACUUGUAUCCGAUCAGUGCCAGCUUUUAAGUUAUUUCACAGCUUCCUAAUUAUUUGACUAAAAUUGCCAAUAAAUGUUUGAGAUUUUUUCAUC